Messenger RNA from Dipodomys ordii (Ord's kangaroo rat), 2048 nucleotides. RefSeq names its product zinc finger protein 248 (gene Znf248). Gene Ontology annotation, biological process: negative regulation of transcription by RNA polymerase II. NCBI's taxonomy places the organism in Eukaryota, Metazoa, Chordata, Mammalia, Rodentia, Heteromyidae. The coding region runs from base 205 to 1944 and encodes 579 amino acids. The record is from RefSeq and is a predicted model, not a curated record. The transcript has 6 exons. Gene Ontology annotation, molecular function: DNA-binding transcription repressor activity, RNA polymerase II-specific.
GUCCUUGCCUGGUCUCCGGUCCCUCGUGGGAAACGGUCCCCGGCGUCGGGGUCCACACCGUGAGGGAGCGGCAGAACCUAAAUUGGUAAUAAAUCAAUAAGAAACAAAUGUUUACAUUCACUCAGUGAAAAAAUAUCAUGUCUAAACUCAACAUAUAUCAGAGCCACACAUGGACAUCUCUCUCUCCUCCACCAAGAGCAGAAGAUGAAAAAAUCCCAGGGACAUGUGUCAUUCAAGGAUGUGUGUGUGGACUUUACCAAAGAAGAAUGGUAUCUCCUGGACCCUGCUCAGAAGAUAAUGUACAGAGAUGUAAUUCUGGAAAAUUACAGCAACCUUGUCUCAGUAGGGCACUGUGUUACUAAGCCAGAGGUGAUCUAUAAGAUAGAACAAGGGGAGGAACCCUGGAUACUGGAGAAGGGGUCCUCAGGCCAGAAUCACUCAGAAAAGAAAUGGAAAGAUGAUGACCUAUUAGAGAGCAGCCAGGAAAAUCAAGAUGAACACUUUUGGCAGCUCAUAGUCACCAACAACAAACCAGUAAGUGUAGAAGGUGGUGAUAAACUUAGGAAAACUUUGAAUCUGGACACAGACCAAAUGUCUUCAAGAAAUUGUCCCUUUAAAAUAUGUGAUACUUGUGAAAUGAGUUUGAAAAAUAUUUCAGAUUUAAUUAUUAGUAAAAAGAACUAUUCCAAAAAGAAGUCUGAUGAGUUUAAUGUAUGUGAAAAAUUAGUCCUUGAUAUUAGAUCUGAAAAAAUCCCUGUUGGAGAAAAACCUUGUAAAUACAACCAAAAAAGGAAUAUUCUCAGACAUCAUCAGGACCUCAUUCAACCAAUUUUUGACCAGCCUUUUAUUUAUAAUAAAAAUGGCCAAGGCUUCCAUGAGGAAGCCUCCUCUUUUACAAGUCAGAGAUGUCAGAUAGGGGAGACACUCUGUAAAUACACUGAAUGUGGAAGAACCUUCAUCGACAGCUUAAAGCUCAAUGUAUCCCAAAGAACUCAUUGGGAGAUGGAGCCAUACGAAUGCAGUAUUUGUGGGAAGCUCUUUUAUGUGGAUUUACAAGUUGGACAUCAGAGAGCUCCUUCAGAGGACAGUAAUUAUGAAUAUAAUGAAUUUGGGGAAAUCAUCUGUGACAGUUCAACUUUCAUCAUCCACCAGGGAGCUUACACAAGAAAAACUCCCCACGAGUAUAAAUUGAAUGACAAAGCUUGGGAAAAGUCAGCCCUCUUUAAACAUCAGAUAGUACACAUGGGUGGAAAACCCUAUCCAUGCCCUGAAAGUAGGAAUCAUUUCAGCAAGAAGCCACAUCUCCCUCAAUCUCGGAGAGCUCAUUUGGGAGAAAAAACCUUCGAGUGUGGUGAGUGUGGUAAAACAUUCUGGGAGAAGUCAAACCUCACUCAGCAUCAGAGAACACACACAGGUGAGAAACCCUACGAAUGUACUGAAUGUGGGAAAGCCUUCUGCCAGAAACCACACCUCACCAACCACCAGCGAACACAUACAGGAGAGAAACCCUACGAAUGUAAGCAGUGUGGAAAAACAUUCUGUGUGAAGUCAAACCUCACUGAGCAUCAGAGGACACACACAGGGGAGAAGCCCUAUGGAUGCAAUGCCUGUGGGAAGUCCUUCUGCCACAGGUCAGCCCUGACUGUCCAUCAGAGAACACACACAGGGGAGAAGCCCUUUAUAUGCAAUGAGUGUGGGAAAUCCUUUUGUGUGAAGUCCAACCUCAUUGUACAUCAAAGAACUCACACAGGGGAGAAACCUUACAAAUGUAAUGAAUGUGGAAAAAUGUUCUGUGAAAAAUCAGCUCUCACUAAACAUCAGAGAACUCACACAGGGGAGAAACCUUAUGAGUGUAAUGCAUGUGGCAAGACGUUCAGUCAGAGGUCAGUCCUCACUAAACAUCAGAGAAUUCACACAAGGCUGAAAGCUCUUUCAACAUCCUAAAUGGUCAGAAGCCGUCACAACACCUGUUAGGUUUGUUAUCCAUGUUUUAAAAAUGAGAUUAGGGAAUUUGACAGGAUGCUAUGUAUACACCAGAGGGGAACCAG